AUGUCAGAAGAAAACUCGGGAUGCGGCACUGUGCCGUUUUGCGGAACUCCUACAUGCGAUGGGCUCACAUGCGAAGCUGAACAGGUGCAAAGGGCACAUAUCCGCCUGCAGGCUGACCAACCUGUCAUCCCAGUGCCUGUGUACCAAGAAAUCCAGAAGCGGGAUAAGUACAUAGAGGUGCCGCAAGUGGAGGUCAAGGAUUGCAUUGUUCCCAAGGUCUAUAACCAAUCUGCUGUUCACGAUGUUCCCAAAGUUCGCGUCGACUGUGGCGAGAAAAAUGUCGCCAUUGAGACUGAAAAAAUCAUAGAGAGAGAUGUCGACGUCCCGGUCCACGUGGGCUAUGCACCGCAGUUCGUUCCCAAGUGGGACAUACGCGAGGUGCCGAGGCCCGUUCCCAAGUACGAAGGCGAGCAACAAAUAAUCGAGAUUGAAGUGCCACAAAUAGAAUACAAGGAUACCUACGUUGAAAAGGAAGUGGUGGUAGAUGUCAAGGAAAAAAUUGUCCCCAAGGUGACUGAAGUCGUUAAAGAGGUAGAGGUUAUGCAGUACGAGUGGAAAGAGAAGUAUCAAGAUGUUCCCGUAUACAAAUAUGUUCCUAAGUUCGACGUUGAGCUUGAUUGCCCUCCCCCCCUUAUUGUCCCAUACACGGAAACCCGUUAUGUCCAAGAUGAACCCCAAACAUCGAAUCCCUACUGCGGCUGGUCAGCCUGCUGCACACAAGUUCACCAGGAGCCCCAUAUCAGAACCGUGGAGAAGGCGGUUCGUGCCGAGCAGCAGAGACUCUAUCCAGGAUCUGCACAGCUAACUGAGGCUAACGUAAACUACCCACUGGGACAAGACUUUGCCUCUCAGUUCCAGAGCAACACUGAAGAACGGGUACUUAGAGGGAACAGCGUCGGCGACGGCCCUGUUCGUCAAGCCGUCCUGUCCCAGCUCCCUCCUGGCCCUGUUUACCCAAGGCCCACUCCUCAGGUUGGCUCAUCCGACAAGCCAAAAAGCAGUGGGGCUCGCUUGAACGAAAAGAAGCCAAGCUUUUGGAGCUGGCUAACUGGAAAAAAAGAGGAGGCACAGACUCCCACAGCUGCUGAAAAAUUCGGAUACCCGGAAAACAUGCCGACGGAUUUCGCCGCUGCGUUCCAGAGCCAAGGAGCACCGGAAGAUCAAGGAGCCCCCCAAAAUCCUACAGAUGUGGAAGGGAUUCCAGAGGAGAAAGACAAGCCGUCCGACGAGCUGGAGCCAUCUGUUGUUUACCGCGGCGCCGUCAACAAACCACCUGAGUAUGGAGGGGAGCUGGACCCUAUAUCCUUCAAACUACAUGCCAUAGAAAUCCACCAGUUUGUUCCCCUCCCGAACAUGGAAGCUCCUGAGUUUGUGAAGGCCCUUUCCAAUGGAAUCAUGACAAGUGAUGCCUCUGGACUAGAGAAAUUCUUUGGUGGUCACGUGCCACCUGGGUGGGCUGAUCCCGACGUCACUGGUAUUCCCGCCACCACCAUGAGCGACAUCUUGUCAGGAAAUGCCCAAAAUGUUGGGAUAAUGAGCCCUCUGGUUUGCCAGCUAUCAUCGCAAUUCGCCAAGCAAGGGUUCGUGCCCGGCGGUACGCAAGAUAUGACUCAAGUUGGAUCCUUCAAGCGCAACACGUCUCAGCCGCAGCCUUAA
Molecule: messenger RNA, 1656 nt
Organism: Eimeria mitis
Lineage: Eukaryota; Apicomplexa; Conoidasida; Eucoccidiorida; Eimeriidae
Exons: 5
Coding region: 1-1656 (551 amino acids)
Source: RefSeq, a predicted model, not a curated record